Molecule: messenger RNA, 1881 nt
Organism: Nematocida ausubeli
Lineage: Eukaryota; Fungi; Microsporidia
Exons: 1
Coding region: 1-1881 (626 amino acids)
Cellular component (GO): cytosol
Molecular function (GO): oxidoreductase activity; flavin adenine dinucleotide binding; FMN binding
Source: RefSeq, a predicted model, not a curated record
AUGCUUUUUAUUCCUGUUGGCGUUGGGUCUAAUUCUGGAAACUCUUUUGAAAUAGCAGAGCUUUUAAAGAAAGACUUGCAGGAAGUGCAUGUAAACAAUGCCCGCCCAAAUGAAAAUGAAAAGCAGGCUACAGAGAGUGCCUUUCAAGGAUACACUAACAGCGUACUUUCUUCAAAUGAAUCACCAGAGAAAGAUAUAACUUCUGCUCAGCCAAUUUCAUCUCAGGUGUAUACUGAAGAGACUGCUAUGGAUGGAGUCAGGAAUGACAGGCUAGAAUACAAAGUUGAACUAUUUGAUCUUGACAGGCUUGAUGUGCAGGACUUAAAGCAUGUGCCAGUGAUUGUAUUCGUAUGCUCAACAACUGGAGAUGGGGAUGCGCCCUAUAAUAUGCAGAGAUUUUGGAAAGAGCUGAGGAGAAAGAGCUGGAAUGGCUCAUUUUCCUUUUACUUUGCAGUAGUGUGUCUCGGUGAUUCAUCGUAUCCUAAGUACAACUAUGCAGGAAAAAGACUGUUUAAUAGACUGCAGCAAGUAGGAGGAAUUCCUUUGUGCGAAAGAUGUGACUGCGAUGAUGCAGAUCCAAUGGGUGUAUAUUCUGCGUAUGUUCCGUGGGUGGUAAGUCUAAAGCAAGCCCUUGGCUCUAUAUAUUCUGAGGUAAAGGGAAGCAGAAGGCAUGCAUUCUCAAGAGAGGUGCAGGCGCCGUAUACUGGGAUUUAUCUUGGCCAUAAGAAGCUUGCGCCUGCAGCAUGCCCAGAUAUUGCAAGGAUACUUGGGGUGGAUGGAGCAGGUUUAGAAGAAGAGAUAUCAGAUUUAGGUGCGCUUGGAUCAAUGUACUCCUCUGUUUAUGAGUAUCAAUUUUCCAUAGACAAUGGGCAUGAAUAUUCUGUUGGAGAUGUUUUGGCAAUAAAGCCAGAGAAUGCAUGCUAUAAGGAUUCAUCUGCAAAAAUAUUCCUUGACGAUGCAGAGUUUGACAGCCGGCACAUCGACUAUCACUCAAUUCCAAUGUACCAUCACAUGCAGCAGUUGUACGAUAUAGUUCUAAAAGGAACACACGCACACAUUUUCUGUCCAGGCAACCUUAAGAGCAUGUAUUUGGACAAGCUUAAAGAUAUAGGUGCCUCGUAUGACUUAUACUACUCAUAUGUACUAAAGCCAAAAAAGUCAUUUAAGGAUGUUCUGACAGACUUCUACAUAAAAGUGUCAGUCAAGGCUUGCCUGAUAAGAAGGAUUCUUCCUAGGUACUAUACAAUAAGCAAGAGGGAUGGCACAACAUACAGCAUAACUGCAGGCAGAAUACGAAUAAAGCACUAUACAAAAGAGAUAUACGGAGUGUGUUCAGAGUAUUUGGCACACCUGGAGAAAGGCGCCCCAGUGUCUAUAGACAUUAAAAAAAGCCAGCUGUCUGUGCAGGGAGAUUUAUUUAUUAUAUGCACAGGCACAGGAAUUUCUCUGGGAAGAACCAUAUUGAAUGAAUAUCUAGCAGGGCGCCUUAGUGAUGUGAAUAGCAUUUCUAUUCUCUUUGGGUUUAGAUCAAUGCUGCUUGACUGCUUUCACUAUGACGAGCUAUUGCAGAAUAAAACCAUAGAAAUUAUCCAAAAAAAUGGACAUGUCUAUAUCUCCAGUAAAGUAACACAGAAAAAGAUUCAAGUGCUUCUGGCGCCAUCCAGAAUAAAAGAGGCCUCUAAGGUUCUGGAGGCACACGGGAUAUCGCAGGAUUUAGUACGCCCAAAGAACUAUAUUGAAAAUGUCCUGAAAAUUCUUAGCAAGGAAGAACUAAACAAGAAUAUAAUUCUAUGUGGAGGGGUGCGUCUUAUAAAAACCAUUCCAAAGAUACUUGAGGAAAUAUCCGGCACAGUAACCAAGCCACAGAGCGAGUGCUGGUAG